GUAUGCCAUGCGGUGGGUUUGUAUGGCGGAAAGCACACAUAUUGUAGUCUUGAGCGCGCGGGACCUGUGAGGAUUUGGGAUACGACGUCGCGCAGUCCGCGGCUCGGACUAUUGCCGAGUUCCAUUGUAUCCUCGUUAAUUGUACGAACAGAGACGAAUUUAAGUAGGAGCGUUGUCUUCGGAGAUGUAGCUCGAAUGAUGCAGGCGAGCUUCCAACCAAUUCCUGGGCACGUAUAUUUUCACGUGGUUGUGAGGGGGGUUUUUUUUCUUUUCUGUUCCCUCCUUUGUUUCGUUUUCCUUUUCUGCCUCUCGUCCCCGUUCGGGAUCCUGCCUAUGUCAUGGUCAGAUCAUAGGGAUAUCGUGCGAUGUGCAAUGCCGAUACGUAUGCCUAAAUGUUACCGGCGUGCAGGUUAUGAAGGAGGUAGGUGGACAACGGGCAAUAGACGUGUGCAAAUCACAUCCGGAACGGCCAAAAGGGAGAUAACUUGCACACUCCUGUCAGCUUACCGUGCUUUGCAUCGCACCCGACCAUCCCUCCGCUGGCCGUCCCUCCAGCGGUGCACGGAGGCGACGUCCGUCCUAAAACUGAUGCCAACGCGUGUCGCAAAUUACCUAUGUUGAGAGGUAACCCAGGGUUUGCCGGUACAACUCAAAAGUGUCUUCUCAGGUACCCAUACAACGUAGAACCGACUUCUUCUUGCGAGCCACUACGUCGUCACAGUGGGCUGCGAUUAGCCACAAGGCGUCCUCGACGGUCCGGCGAGGGAAACACGGAGCCAGCCCUA
Molecule: messenger RNA, 785 nt
Organism: Durotheca rogersii
Lineage: Eukaryota; Fungi; Ascomycota; Sordariomycetes; Xylariales; Xylariaceae
Exons: 2
Coding region: 196-621 (141 amino acids)
Source: RefSeq, a predicted model, not a curated record